This is a messenger RNA of Penicillium crustosum, 804 nucleotides long. RefSeq lists its product as uncharacterized. Gene Ontology annotation, biological process: protein phosphorylation; mitotic DNA damage checkpoint signaling. Lineage: Eukaryota; Fungi; Ascomycota; Eurotiomycetes; Eurotiales; Aspergillaceae. The coding region runs from base 1 to 804 and encodes 267 amino acids. The transcript has a single exon. The record is from RefSeq and is a predicted model, not a curated record. Gene Ontology annotation, cellular component: nucleus; cytoplasm. Gene Ontology annotation, molecular function: ATP binding; protein serine/threonine kinase activity.
AUGGCACCAGAAAUAACGAGCUGGGAUGAUCUCACUCAAGUGUGGGAAAAAUGCAAUGACGAAACUGGGGAAACUCAACAAACAUCUUUCGCGUUGUUUGAUAGCAACGAAAGCUUCUAUUACGGCAUGGUUGAAAGUCCCAAAUCCGAGAUUACCUUUGAGCAGGUCACAAGCACCCUCAAGAGUGUUCCCGAUGAAGAGAUAUUCACACGGUGGCCGGCUUCCGGGAUCGAGUUGAUGCAAGCCCCAGCGACACUUAUCGAGAACUUCUACAUCAAGCGACCAAAUCCAGAAAUGUACAAAGUUAUGAAAGAACACGAUGCAUUGUCCCAACUCUCGGCAUCCUUGCUAGCAGAGGCUAAAGUCCUAGAGUCGCUAUCCCAGCAUCCGCACCCGAACAUAAUCCGCUAUUACGGUUGUCGGGUUCUCCGUGGGUACUUUAUUGGACUUGUAAUUGAAAAGCAUCCACACGAUUUGUACAGUUAUCUUAAGAACCGGGUCGGGACAAUUGACAAACGGCGUUUCAUUCCUGCCCUCGAGUCCUCUCUCCGCCAUCUUCAUGUACAUGGAUUAGCCCACAACGACCUGACUCCCCGCAACAUUCUGGUGAGCAAACAAGGCAUGCCUGUUUUGACUGAUUUCGCUGGAUGCCAGGCUAUCGGAACAUAUUUGAAGCAUGUUCGAGGGACUCCAGGGUGGAUAGAUGGAGAAAUCAAGGACCACAAUACAUCGAGUAAGGAGCAUGAUGUUUCUGCUUUAACCAGGAUCAGUAAGUGGUUGGACAAGCCAGUGUUUGAUCAAUGA